Messenger RNA from Jaculus jaculus (lesser Egyptian jerboa), 1359 nucleotides. Its product is annotated as F-box only protein 5-like. Gene Ontology annotation, molecular function: protein binding. Gene Ontology annotation, cellular component: nucleus. Lineage: Eukaryota; Metazoa; Chordata; Mammalia; Rodentia; Dipodidae. Gene Ontology annotation, biological process: regulation of mitotic nuclear division; negative regulation of meiotic nuclear division. The record is from RefSeq and is a predicted model, not a curated record.
UCCUGCAGCUCCUGCCCGCUGACAACCUCCGAGCACCCACGCCUCCGCGACUGUUGUAAAGAAGAACGCUCUAUUCUUUCUGUUAAAAUGAAGUGUGAUUUUAACUGUAAUCCUGUUCGUACCGAACUGAAAGUGGCCAAAUCUGAGGACAGUGGGAGGCAAGGCUCUCAUUCCCCGGCGUGUUCAGAAGGUGCAUGUAAGGAUUGCUUUAAAUGUCACGAGAGGUGCCUCGGAUCUCCAAGCCUGAGCCCUCCCAUGGUAGAACUUGAGACCCAAAGCCACUCUUUGAGUAACAAGGAAAACCAGUGUGUGCAGCAAACUCCCGGUGGUUUGAAUGAAAGCGAACUGGAGGUCAGCAGACUGCACGAGGACAGUGGCUGUGCCUCGUUUACGCUCCAGAGUGGCCUCAGUGACCACGAAGCAGGCAGCCCCGUCCCGGACGAGGGUUUCCGAAGCCGCCCACGGUCUUGCCUGCCGCGGCCACAGAGUACUCCCCAGUAUCCCAACAAACACUUGCUACCGGCUCUUCAUUUUGAGAAGGUGGUUUGUUCUACGUUAAAAAAGAAUGCCAAGAGAAAUCCUAAAGUAGAUCGGGAAAUGCUGAAGGAAGUGAUGUCCAGUGGAAAUUUUAGACUCCAGAACCUAAUUGGCAGGAAGAUGGGCCUCGAACAUCUGGACAUCCUUAGCGAGCUCUUUCGAAGAGGGUUCAGGCAUCUCUUAGCAAAUAUUUUGACGCGGCUCAGUGAUAUGGACUUAAUCAAUUUGUCUAAAGUGAGCAGAGUCUGGAAGAAGAUUCUAGAAGAUGAUAAGAGCGCCUUCCAGCUGUACAGUAAAGCCAUACAAAGAAGAGUCUUUGAAAGCAGUAAGAUUUCACUUCAUGCUUCAACCAGAGAGUAUGCUAUGAUCAGAACUGCAUUAGCUUCUGUCCAGAAGUCAACAGCCUGGGCUCCCCCCAGAAAAGAUGCUCUGGCCAAGUCAUCCAAUCAGAGGGAUCCGAAAAAUUCUACUCACAGUCGGCAUAAUGAAUUCUUUGAGGUUGCCAAGACAUUGAAAAACAAUGAGAGCCUCAAAUCCUGUAUUCGCUGUAAUUCACCUGCAAAGUAUGAUAGCUAUUUACAUCGUGCCGUCUGCAAAAGGGAAGGCUGUGGGUUUGAUUACUGUACACGGUGUCUCUGUGCCUAUCACAGCACCAAAGACUGUGCGAACGGCAAGCUCCUAAAAACCAGUUGUAAAGCGGGCCCCUUGCCGGGAACUAGAAGAAGCAAAAAGAAUUUACAAAGAUUGUGACCAUGUACUAAAUUACUCCUGGAGGAUCAUGAAGGCUAGUUAGGAAAUGUUGAGUUUUAACUUAAAAAUGAC